Messenger RNA from Trichomycterus rosablanca, 2885 nucleotides. RefSeq names its product leucine rich repeat and Ig domain containing 2b (gene lingo2b). The transcript is spliced from 2 exons. Gene Ontology annotation, cellular component: extracellular matrix. Gene Ontology annotation, molecular function: protein binding. The record is from RefSeq and is a predicted model, not a curated record. The coding region runs from base 226 to 2049 and encodes 607 amino acids. Lineage: Eukaryota; Metazoa; Chordata; Actinopteri; Siluriformes; Trichomycteridae.
GACAAAUAGAGAGAAAGACAUAGAAAGAAAAAGACAUGAAGAGGGAGGAGAUGAAGUCUUAUUGUUCUUGAGCAGCGUGCACUGGAGGUGUGGCAUCUUCCGGGCGUUGUCGUGGAGACAGAAGACUGGCCAAGCACUGUUUUCUCUCUUCCUCUGGGCUCAUCAGCGAGACGCCGAUCACGCGCAGGCUGAUCCUUAUGGCAAGAGCCACAGCCACAGGUGGUCAUGCUGCUCUCUUUGUUCUCCUGUGCUGUGGGCUUUUCUCUCCUACCACUCCUACUGUUUCCAUACCCUGUCUGGACCUGCCCUGCCCGCUGUGAGUGCUCUGUGCCCACACGUUCCGUCUUGUGCCACCGCAAGCGGCUGGCACAGGUUCCCGAGGGCAUUCCUAUCGAGACCCGUGCGCUGGACCUCAGCAAAAACCGCCUGCGCAUCAUUACACCACAGAACUUCUCUGGCUUGCUUUUGCUGGAGGAGCUGGACUUAAGCAACAACCUGCUUUCAUCUGUGGAGACAGGAAGCUUCCGUGCCCAGCCACGCUUACGCACUUUGCGCCUGCGCAGUAACCAGUUGACGCUCCUGCCACGUGGCGCACUGGCAGGCUUGAGUGAACUAACUCUACUUGACGUAAGCCAGAACCGACUGGUCAUCUUACUGGACUAUGGCUUUGAAGAACAGCGGCGACUGCGUGUGCUUGAGCUUGCCGAUAAUGAACUGGUGUUUGUGGCACCACGAGCCUUUAGCGGCCUGCCAGCGCUACGCUCACUUACACUGCAACGCUGUAACCUGAGCUCUGUGCCUAGUCAUGCUCUGGCUCACCUACAUGGUCUGAGCAGUUUGCGCCUUAGACAGCUGGACAUUGCCGAACUGCUGCCACACAGCUUCAAAGGCCUGGGCCGCCUGCGCCACCUAGAGUUGGAUCACUGGCCAGCACUCGAAACUAUGCCCUCUCUUGCCCUGCAUGGUCUAAAUCUCAGCACUCUGUUUAUCACUCACACCAACUUGACAGUGGUGCCAGUCUUGAGCCAUCUGUCCUUCCUGACCCAUGUAAACCUGUCACACAGCAGUUUGAGGGUGCUGCCAGCUGGCUGGUUGCGUGGCCUAGAUCGUCUGGAGGUUCUGCAAAUACGCAAAGCUCAGCUGACCCGCGUGGAGCCCCAGGCCUUUCAGGGGCCACUGUCAUUGCGUCUCCUGGACCUUUCUUUCAAUCAGUUAACUACAUUGGAAAGAGCCGUGCUGCCAGCCUCGGUGGCCCUGCAGAGCCUGCUGAUCAGCCAGAACCCACUGGUGUGUGACUGUCGUCUGCGCUGGCUGUUGCAGAGGACACUGCCCAUAGGGUUUGGGGAGGUUCAGCCUCAAUGCACUGCCCCAGGUGCUCUGGCUGGGAAACUCUUUAAUGAAGUGGUUGAGCCGCUGCUCUCAAGAUAUGUUGUGUGCACCAAACCCAGAGUCAUUGCCAUGUCAACACAACCUGCACAAGCAGAAGAAGGUCAGAGGGCAUGGCUAUACUGCACAGCAGAUGGAGCACCACCCCCUUCAGUGUCCUGGCUGACACCUCAUAGGCGCCACAUCACCACCAAGAGCACCGGACGUAUGGUCGUUUACAGCAAUGGCUCGCUAGAGUUCCGGGUGGUGGAACCUCAGGACAGUGGCAUUUAUGUGUGUGUGGCAUCAAACCCUGCAGGAAAUGCCACUCUAACAAUAACCCUGUCUGUAAAAAGCCUGGGCCUUAGAGAUGUGGCUCUCUAUGCCAACCACAGCUACAUCUUCGACCCUGACUACAACAGCUCUUUGAUCAACGGCACAGAGCAUUACACCAUCAGGAUGGUUCUGGACUUUACUACUAUCCUUGUGUCCACAGCGAUGGGCUGCCUCAGCUUCUUGGGUGUGGUUCUAUUCUGUUUCCUAUUGCUGUUCGCAUGGAGCAGAGGCAAAGGCAAGCACAGAGGAAGCGUAGACAUACAGUAUGUCCCCCGAAAGAGAAAAGGAGCCAGCAGUGAUCUUACAGAGACCAGCGGCCCCAGACGAGUCAACAUGAAGAUGAUCUGAGACAAGAGUUGUUUGUAAAGGCAGGAAAGUUUAACAUGAUAGUUUAACAGAUCAGCUGAUACGCAGCUGCAAGAGAUUAAAAAGAAAAAACAAAAAGAGUCCAGGACCAGUGAUAUGUUGGCUAGUAGAAUAUGAAAAAUGAGCAGCACACCGUUUUUCGUUGGACUAGUGUGCUUUAGUGUGGAUGUGUGUAUGAACGUGUAUAGAAAUAUGCCAUACAUGUUUACUGGCAUGUGUCUGUGCCUAUAUUAUAUGGAUGUAUUCUAUCGUAAGAGUUUACACAUGCUAUCCAACAGAAUUAAGUAUCCCAGUAGAGUAUUCAUGCAUCUUCUACGAUGCAUUGUCUGUGGACAGCAUGAUUUGAAAAGCUCAGGCAUGUGAAGAGGUGAAGUUGUUGCAUAAAUAACAUAAUUGUGAAACAGGGAAUGUCUAUUUAUAAACAUGUUUUAGGUUCCAGUAUUAUAAACCUUCAAAUUGCUGCAAAUACUCAAAAACUGUCUUCCCCAACAAACGACGUAUCUACAGGACAAGAGGCUCAGCAUUGAUGUGGUGUAAAGUGUUUGGUUUUGCUCAGAAUCACUGUUUUCUUCUGGGAGGAUAUUUAGUUAGCAGAUCCUCUGGGGAAGAGGAAGAAUCAUCUGCCAUUUUGUUGUAAAGAUACAAUGUGUUGCGAUGUGAGUACCUAUUCUGACGGUGGGUACUGGGGGCUGUGUUUGUGACUCAGUAGAAAUUUGUGAAACUGUUUUUUGAUGUUCUGUCAAAUGCUGCUCAAAUGUUUUUACAUUAUAAAUAUAUUGGUAUAUUUUCCAAAAAAAAUAAAAUAAACAUGAAUUAUA